Messenger RNA from Erigeron canadensis, 1277 nucleotides. RefSeq lists its product as uncharacterized. Bases 23 to 1009 code for a protein of 328 amino acids. Gene Ontology annotation, molecular function: 3'-5'-RNA exonuclease activity; nucleic acid binding. Lineage: Eukaryota; Viridiplantae; Streptophyta; Magnoliopsida; Asterales; Asteraceae. The record is from RefSeq and is a predicted model, not a curated record. The transcript has 6 exons. Gene Ontology annotation, biological process: exonucleolytic trimming to generate mature 3'-end of 5.8S rRNA from tricistronic rRNA transcript (SSU-rRNA, 5.8S rRNA, LSU-rRNA).
UUAAAGUGGGGGUUUAUCAAAAAUGGCAAUUAAUAUAUUUAGGGUUCCUCUGUUUCGCCAUUCUUCUUGUGUAUCAUUAAAUUCUUUUUUACCACCUCUUUUUACCGCCUCUCCGCCAAUUUUACCACGUAGUAAAUUCACUGUUUCCGCUUCAAUUUCUUCACAAGAAUCGUUAAUUUCAUCUGAAAAUAAUUAUUACCCUUAUAAUAAUAUGAGUAAUAUUCGUUGGAAACCAAUGUGUUUGUAUUUUACCCAAGAUAAAUGCACCAUGAUGGAAGAUUCCACUCACUUACACAAAUUCAAUCAUGAUUUUAUUUUGGAGAAUGAUGGACUAAAUACUGCCGAGUACAAGAAUAAGCACUCCGGGCAUUUGGAUUACUUCCUCGUGCUUGAUUUGGAAGGGAAAGUUGAGAUUCUUGAAUUUCCUGUGUUAAUGAUUGAUGCCGAAACCACGGAUGUUGUAGCUUUCUUUCACAGGUUUGUUAGGCCUUCAGAAAUGAGUGAAGACAGAAUUAAUCAAUAUAUUGAAGGAAAGUAUGGAAAAUUUGGAGUUGACCGGGUUUGGCAUGAUACAGCUAUUCCAUUCAACGAAGUUAUAAUACAAUUUGAAGAAUGGAUGACAAAGCAUAAUUUGAGAAGCAAGGAGGUUGGUGGGCCACUUGACCGAGCUGCAUUUGUAACCUGUGGGAAUUGGGAUAUUAAAACAAAGAUACCCCAGCAAUGCAAAGUAUCAAAAAUGAAGCUGCCCUCAUACUUCAUGGAAUGGAUCAACUUGAAGGACAUAUACCUUAACUUUUACAAGAGAAGGGCUCCUGGAAUGCGUACAAUGAUGAAUGAAUUGAAGAUACCGAUGCUAGGAAGCCACCAUCUUGGCAUUGAUGACGCAAAGAACAUAGCCAGAGUGAUGCAGCGUAUGCUUGCAGAUGGAGCAGUUUUGAACAUUACUGCAAGACGGAGCCCUCUUGUUCCUGAAAGUGUCGAAUUCCUCUUUGAGAAUCGUAUCAAGUAGCUGUCCUGCAGAGGUCAUAUCUUCUUCAAGUGGCCAUCGAUUUUAGGGUAGGGAGGGUGUAAUAGGACUUUUGGUAGUUCUGCAAGUGUAAUAUAGCAUGUAGCUGUGUUGCAAAUAUGGGUGAACGUGUGAGAGCUGAGACGAAUCUGUUGUCGUUUUUGAACUUUGUGACAACUCUGUUGUCGUUUUAGAUAAACAUGUUCAUUGUUAUUUUGUUUUUUGAAAGCUACAGUUAUGGGAGGAAAAGUCACAAUAUGUUGACAUGAAA